AUGGAAAAGUUUAAGGAAAAAAUCAACUCGCUUCGCUCCGAAGCCGAUGCAAAUGCUCAACGAGCUGAAGAUGCUGAAGCCGAAUUGAAAAAGGCCAAAGAAGAAUUAAUCGCCAAAGAUCAAGAAAUCAUUUCGCUUAACAACAAAAUCUCGCUUUUGGAUGCCGAACUUGAACGUAAAGAUAAAAAAAUUGAUGAUCUUAAAUCCGCAAAAGAAGAAGAGGAAUCCACUUCUAAUACUACCGAAGCUCUUCAACGAAAAGUAUCUUUACUCGAGAAUGAAUUGGAUAAUACUGAAAAGAAUUUGAGAGAAACCACCGAGAAACUACGACAAACAGACGUUAAAGCCGAACACUUUGAGCGUAAAUGUACGUCCCUUGAAUCCGAAAAGGCCGAUUUAGAAAAGAAAUGUGAAGAAAAAGAAGAAGAUCGUAAAAAGUUACAAGAAGAGUUGGAUACCACACUAAAACAAAUCGCUGAUAUUUAA
Molecule: messenger RNA, 486 nt
Organism: Funneliformis geosporum
Lineage: Eukaryota; Fungi; Glomeromycota; Glomeromycetes; Glomerales; Glomeraceae
Source: the annotation of a GenBank genome assembly